AUGGCGGGGACGACGGGGGCCAAACCGUUGGCCACCCUGGCCGUGAAUGGGUCGAUGCAGAGCAACAUCAUCGUCAGCUCGACGGCGAUCCUCGGGGCACGGCGUCCGAUCGCUCCGGCCCUGCUGCUGGCCGCCGGAGGCACCGCCGGAGCAGCCGGAGCCGCCGGCAAGGUGACAGUGCUCGGCGAUCAACACCAGCAGCAUCCGGGCCGUGACCGGUCGGUGGUGGCCGCAGUCGGCAAGAAGUACGCGUACUGUGGGCUCCCGUAUGCGACGCCUCAGCAAUCAGCCUCGGUGCAGCGGCGCAACGCCCGCGAGCGGAACCGCGUCAAGCAGGUGAACAAUGGGUUCGCGAACCUGCGCCAGCACAUCCCGCUGACGGUGGUGACCGCCCUGACGAACGGAUCGCGCGGUGCCAACAAGAAGCUCAGCAAGGUGGACACCCUGCGCCUGGCGGUCGAGUACAUCCGCAGCCUGCAGCGCCUGCUGGAGGAGAACGGAGGUGAUCUCGUCGUCACCGGCCCACCGCCACAACAGCAACAGCAACAACUAUCCAACAGCUCCGUCUGCUCGUCCGGCUCCACCUACUAUGGCACGAUGUCGGAGCCAUCGAUUGCUUCUUCGCCGACACCGUCGCACAUCUCGGACAGCUCGUCCCAAGUCGCCGUUGGCGGUGGUGCCGGCAACACCACCCCACUACACGGUUGCUACGGCGGUACGACCCAGAUCGGGGCUGGCUUCAAGCACGAACCGUACGACAUGUACGUGGACCCACUGAACUCGCCGACCCCGUCGUACGGCUCGGACCACGGCAUCGGUGGUAUCGGCCCUGGAAGCUACCAUCAUCUUCACGGCGCCACCACCCUGCACGGUGCAGGAGCAGCGAUCAACGAGUUGGCCGGGGCAACCAACGGAAACGGCAACUACGUCCUGAGCGGACACCAUUCGGUACAGCAGCAGCAACCCCUGCAGCAGCAGCAACAGCAGCAGCAACAGCACCAUCAACACCACCACCAUCAGCCAUCGGCGGCGUCGCUGCCCCAGUUGAAGACCGAGCUGUACGACGACUCACCGUACGAGGAGGAGCUUAGCCCGCAAAACCCGGACGACGAGGAGCUGCUCGAUGCCAUCUCCUGGUGGCAGCAGCAAUAG
This is a messenger RNA of Anopheles bellator, 1152 nucleotides long. Its product is annotated as achaete-scute complex protein T4-like. Gene Ontology annotation, cellular component: RNA polymerase II transcription regulator complex. Gene Ontology annotation, molecular function: RNA polymerase II transcription regulatory region sequence-specific DNA binding; DNA-binding transcription factor activity, RNA polymerase II-specific; protein dimerization activity. NCBI's taxonomy places the organism in Eukaryota, Metazoa, Arthropoda, Insecta, Diptera, Culicidae. The transcript is spliced from 2 exons. Gene Ontology annotation, biological process: positive regulation of transcription by RNA polymerase II. The coding region runs from base 1 to 1152 and encodes 383 amino acids. The record is from RefSeq and is a predicted model, not a curated record.